Sapajus apella (tufted capuchin) is the source of this 397-nucleotide messenger RNA. Its product is annotated as metallothionein-1L-like. The record is from RefSeq and is a predicted model, not a curated record. Gene Ontology annotation, molecular function: metal ion binding. Lineage: Eukaryota; Metazoa; Chordata; Mammalia; Primates; Cebidae. Bases 26 to 289 code for a protein of 87 amino acids. The transcript has a single exon.
GACCACACCUUCCACGUGCCUCACAAUGUCAACUUCUUGCUUGGGAUCUCCAGCCUCACCAAGGCUCAAAACGGACCCCAAAUGCUCCUGCGCCACUGGUGGCUCCUGCACGUGCGCCAGCUCCUGCAACUGCAAAGAAUGCAAAUGUACCUCCUGCAAGAAGAGCUGCUGCUCCUGCUGCCCCAUGGGCUGUGCCAAGUGUGCCCAGGGCUGUGUCUGCAAAGGGGCGUUGGAGAAAUGCAGCUGCUGUGCCCGAUGUGGGGACAACCCUGCUCCCAGAUGUAAAUAGACCCACCUGCACAAACCCGGAUUUAAAAAAAAUACAACCCGGAGCCAUUUGCUGCAUUUCUUUUUCUAUUAAAUAUGUGAAUGGCAAUAAAACAAUUUUGACUUGAAA